Messenger RNA from Trypanosoma cruzi, 591 nucleotides. RefSeq lists its product as uncharacterized. The transcript has a single exon. The record is from RefSeq and is a predicted model, not a curated record. The coding region runs from base 1 to 591 and encodes 196 amino acids. NCBI's taxonomy places the organism in Eukaryota, Euglenozoa, Kinetoplastea, Trypanosomatida, Trypanosomatidae.
AUGGAUGGACACAACGCACAUGCCAGUUUUGCUGAUGUCCCAUGCGUCUCAGACCCACCGUCACCAUUGCAGCAGCAACCCCAGUCACCGACUCCGCAAGAAAGUGGCGCCGACGUAAUUCCUUUUGUUAGCGACGGCACUUUCCGCAUACCUGUAACGCCCGAUAUUGUUGGCUCCAUUCCACGUGUCAAGGUUCCCCGACAGAAGGGGUGUUCGAUGCGCGAUUGGAGUGUCUGCUUGGAGAAACAGCAGCAGGCAUUGAGGCAACAGGCAUUGAAGCACCAGCGAAAGGAAGAAAGUGAUGAGCGAUGCCUUCUGGCGAAGAAUUGCGGCAGGAGGAUGCUUCCACGGCUGUCAAAGCAGGAAGUUAUGACGCACGCGACUCAUGAUGACCUGUGGAUUGUGAUACGCGGGGUGGUGUACGACUGCAAUAAGUUUCAGCACUUCCACCCUGGUGGCGAGAAAAUAUUGCGGCGAUGUGCCGGGAGGGACUGCACAGCGCUGUACGAUUACUUCCAUUCAUGGGUUUCGUGUGAGGGGAUGAUGGCGCCAUUUGCGGUCGGUAUCAUUGAGGACGAGGUGCAUGUAUAA